Molecule: messenger RNA, 1689 nt
Organism: Closterium sp. Naga37s-1
Lineage: Eukaryota; Viridiplantae; Streptophyta; Zygnematophyceae; Desmidiales; Closteriaceae
Source: the annotation of a GenBank genome assembly
AUGGCCAUUCCAGAGGAGAAAGACCCCCCUGGAGUCUCAGCACUGGAUUUUCUCACACGGGGCAAGUCGAUCCCCGUCGUUGCACCCCCCGUUGCCUCGUGCUCAACCCGGGUUAUACCAGCGGACAACGCCUCACCAGACACUGUGGCCGAAGAAAAUGUGGACGACAGCAUGCCAAAGGCUACCACGCCCACGUCGACGAGUAUACCAGCAUCUGGCGGUGAAUCGAUCCGGCCCGUUGUUUCUGUUGCAACAACCACCAAUCUACGGGCUAACCCUGUGCUGCCUGACAGGGCUUCUGUGAAAGCUCAAUACAAGCAGCGGCGGCUUAACUUUUCCCGUCCCGCAGGUCCGACAUUGCCCGCGCCAUCGGAGACGGUCACGCGCGCGACUCGUCAAUCCACCGACGACGAUGACGAAGCCGAGGAGAAGGGCAAUACUAAGGGACGUCGGCCGCUGACUGUGGAAGAGCUGCAGCUCAAGUGUAAGGAGCAGUGGCUUCGCUACUUCCCGUGGCUCUUCAUCAGUGAGACGAAGGACGGGCGACCUUGCAUGCGCUGCAGCGUCUGUAUGGUGUUCGGGGACCCGCACUACAAGUACGGCCGUUAUGGUGAGGGCGGCCUCGACAUUCAGAAGCAGACGAUGCGCAAGCAUCAUUUCAGCGUGAAGCACGAGGCGGCGGUCCUGCUGAAGGAACAACGUGAUGGCCUGAAGAAAGGGCAGCAGUCCAUCGUCGCUUACGACAAGGGGGACGACGACGCCAGGCGAAUUGCUAGAUUAAUGGCAAUCGCAUUAUUCGUCUGCAAAUCUGACGCCCCUAUUGUGCUGUUCGUUGCUCUUGUGCAAUUCAUGGCUGAGCAGGGCACGCCGGACAUGCCCUUGAAGGAGAAUGGCACCUAUUACAGCGAGGAGGCGCUGGCAGCUAAAGAUGCAGCAGCCGCGUACCCGGACCUUCAAAUUGUGGACAAGGCUGUCCGGUCCGUGGUCGACAUUCUCGGGCGCCUCGUGGUUCACACGCGAUUCAAGGAGCUCCAAGAGCGACUCGUCGCGGUGUUCCCUGCUGUUGUGAUCGUCCUGAAGGAAUUCGACAAGAAGAUGUAUAAGACAGUGACGAGUUUCAAAUUUCACUUCUUACUCUACUUGCUGGCCGAUGUGCUGAAGGAGCUGAACCUGCUCAACUUGAAGUUCCAGCAACGACAGAUUGACGCCACCCAUGUGCUGCAGACGGUACACAACACAAUACAUCUGUUGCGGACUCGUUACCUCGACAGUAACGACGAGACGUUCGGGCAAGGCGGCGCGGCGCUGGGGCCAUUCCUGGCGAAACAUGCUUCGGAGGAGUCCCGGGAGGUGAAGGUCGAUGGCCCAGAUUCCACCGGAGCGCCGACAACUCACUGCUACUUGCUGCACGAAGAGGCUAUCGUGGGGCAGAAUAGCAAAGGCAACCUCAGCGCCUGCUUGAAGCUCGGGCGGGAGUUCGUGGUUGAGCUGAUUAAGCAGCUCGACUACCGACUGGAGGAUCUCGCGUCGCUCAAUGGGGCGAAGCUGUUCAAGAAGUCCCAGUACCCGAAGUCCCCGGCAAAGCGCGAUCGGCGGUUGGCGCAGUGGCUGCAGUCUCUGCGCGACAUGUACAAGAAGCAUCCCGACGAUCCUGACACUCUGCCAGGUGUGUUAAGCCUUUUGUCGUGA